UCGUAUUUAUAUACUACCAGAAACGGAGUAGCAAAAACUAAUCAGUUUUCGUCUAAGUUACUGUUUGUUGUACCUCUAACUUUGUAAUUAUGCAUUACACGUGUAAUUAGAUAAAAUGUGCACGAGUAGACAUUUAAUUUUAUGUUUUUUUGUGUGUGCUUCCUUAUUUUUAAGUACACUUAUUUUCGCCAAAAAAUCAGACAAAAAUGAAAAACCUUCAUGGGCGAAAAAAGAUAUCAGAGAUUACAAUGAUGCAGAUUUAGAAAGGUUAUAUGAUCAGUGGGAGGAAGAUGAAGAGCCUUUGGAAGAAGAUGAGUUGCCAGAGCAUUUGCGACCAUCUCCAAAGAUUGAUCUAAGCAACUUGGAUACCUCUAAUCCAGAAAACCUAUUAAAGAUGUCUAAAAAAGGACGAACUUUGAUGAUGUUUGUUUCAGUGUCAGGUAAUCCAAGUAAAGACGAAUUAGAAGAAAUAACAAAAUUAUGGCAAAGUAGUUUGACGAAUAACCAUAUAAGUGCAGAACGGUUUCUUGUAGAUGAUCACAGAGCCAUAUUCAUGUUUAAAGAUGGCUCUCAAGCAUGGGAUGCUAAGGACUACCUUAUAAAUCAAGAGAGGUUAGAGGAGGUUACCAUUGAAAAUAAACCAUAUUAUGGCAAAUACAGCCAAAAGGCAAAAGAAGAAGCCAAUAACAAAUCAUCAGAUUCCUUAAAAACCUCGGAAGAAGCCAAAUCACAGAAAAAAGGCAGUUCUAAUGGUAUUCCGGCUGAUAAACGAAAGAGUGAUGAACUUUGAUUAUGCCAUUUCUUGGAUGUUAAAAGAAAAAGAAAAAACUACAUUAUGAACAAUUUUUUUUAGUACCACAAGUUAGUGAGUGUGUUAUGGAAUUUUGAGGUACAUUAAUAUGUGCUUCUGUAUUUCUUGUAUUCAGAUAAAACAUAUAUUUUUUGAACUAAAAAUCAAUACUGAAAA
Messenger RNA from Limulus polyphemus (Atlantic horseshoe crab), 967 nucleotides. RefSeq names its product LDLR chaperone boca-like. The coding region runs from base 116 to 790 and encodes 224 amino acids. The record is from RefSeq and is a predicted model, not a curated record. Lineage: Eukaryota; Metazoa; Arthropoda; Merostomata; Xiphosura; Limulidae. Gene Ontology annotation, biological process: protein folding. The transcript is spliced from 5 exons.